UCUAAACACCGUUAUUCAAGGGCGAGGGUGGCAUCUAAUUCUCACAGCUCGCGACGACUCCAAGCCUCCCACCGCACUCUUGACAAAGCGCUCAACAUUCGCCGGAUGGUCUAGGUUUUUUAUGUACUCGACCUACUACCAGAGCUGUGUGCCCGGCAGAUAUAGCUCUCCGUUCUCUCAUCCACCCUUUCCUCAACCCCUGCAUAUCUCCACCGCCUUCAACUGCGCCCUGCAGCCCAUUCUCAGCCUGCAAAGUUAUCCUUUCCACCAACAUCGACCGAUAUAGCAACCCGAUUGUACAACCCUUGCUGACGCGCCGGCAUCUGCCCGCACCACCGUCGUCGCCAUGUCCUUCCUCGAGAAUGCCUACAGCUUAGUCCACCAGGACAAUGCCGCCGACGUUCCCAGCAUGUCCGAGCUCCGGACACAGCUCGAAAAGGGCACCGACGAGAGCAAAGUCGAAACAAUGAAGCGGAUCCUCACCGUCAUGCUCAAUGGUGACCCAAUGCCGCAAUUGCUCAUGCACAUCAUCCGAUUCGUCAUGCCUUCCAAGCACAAGCCUCUCAAGAAGAUGCUCUACUUCUACUACGAGAUUUGUCCCAAGCUCGAUUCCACCGGCAAGCUGAAGCAGGAGAUGAUUCUGGUUUGCAACGGCAUCAGGAACGAUCUUCAGCAUCCGAACGAGUACAUCCGCGGCAAUACCCUCCGCUUCCUUUGCAAACUCCGCGAGCCCGAACUCAUUGAGCCCCUCCUGUCUUCUGCAAGGCAAUGUCUCGAGCACCGUCACGCCUAUGUCCGGAAGAAUGCCGUCUUCGCCGUCUCGUCCAUCUACCAACACUCUCCUUCCCUUAUCCCUGAUGCCUCCGACCUCAUCAGCACCUUCCUCGACGCCGAAUCCGACGCCACAUGCAAGCGGAAUGCCUUCGCCGCCCUCGCCGCCAUUGACCAUGACAGGGCUUUGCUACACCUCAGCUCGGUGUUCGAGGGGAUCCCCAAUGCCGAGGAGCUUCUGCAGCUUGUCGAGCUGGAGUUCAUUCGCAAGGAUGCUGUGAAGAACUCCCAGAAUAAGGCCCGGUACCUCCGCCUUAUUUUCGAUCUUCUCGAAGCGAGCACGUCGACUGUUGUAUACGAGGCCGCCUCGUCUCUGACAGCCCUCACCAAUAACCCCGUCGCCGUCAAGGCCGCUGCAGCCAAGUUUAUCGAGCUUAGCAUCAAGGAGGCCGACAACAACGUCAAGCUCAUCGUUCUCAACCGUGUCGAUCAGCUGCGCAGGAAGAAUCCAGGUGUCCUGGAUGACCUGGCCAUGGAGAUUCUGCGUGUUCUGUCCAGCCCUGAUAUCGAUGUUCGGAGGAAAGCGCUCGACAUUGCUCUCGACAUGGUGUCCAGCAAAAACGUCGAAGAAGUCGUGCUGCUUCUCAAGAAAGAGCUGUCCAAGACCGUCGACCAGGAAUACGAGAAGAGCACCGAGUACCGCCAGCUUCUGAUCCACGCCAUUCACCAAUGCGCCAUCAAGUUCUCCGAGGUGGCGUCCAGCGUGGUCGAGCUGCUCAUGGACUUUGUGUCCGAUUUCAACAGGGCGUCUGCCGUCGAUGUUAUCAACUUCGUCAAGGAAGUCGUCGAGAAGUUCCCGCAGCUGCGCAAGCCCAUGGUGCAGAGGCUGGUGGCCACAUUGGGCGAAGUCCGGGCUGGUAAGGUGUACCGAGGCAUCAUGUGGAUCAUUGGCGAAUACUCCCUCGACGAGGACGACGUCCGGGAGGCGUGGAAGAGGAUACGCGCUAGUCUCGGCGAAAUCCCCAUUCUCGCAUCGGAACAGCGGUUGCUGGACAGCGCCGACGAAGGCGACGAGGACAAGGAGCAGCUCAACGGGCAUCAUCCCAAGCCGGCGGCGCCUUCUGGCUCUCGGAAGGUCCUCGCAGACGGUACCUACGCCACCGAGACGGCCCUCACGAGCGAGUCUUCGGCGGCCGCCAAGCUGGAAGCCGUCAAGUCGGCGCAGAAGCCGCCUCUGCGUCAGCUCAUCCUCGACGGCGACUACUACCUCGCGACCGUACUGGCCGCCGCCUUGGUCAAGCUCGUCAUGCGGCACUCGGACAUGUCGACCGACGAGGCUCGCACCAACGCCCUCCGGGGAGAGGCCAUGCUCAUCAUGAUCUCCAUCGUGCGCGUGGGCCAGUCCCAGUUCGUCAAGGCGCCCAUCGACGAGGACUCGGUCGACCGGAUCAUGUCGUGCGUGCGGUCCCUGGCCGAGUUCACGCAGCACAAGCAGCUCGAGACGGUCUUCCUCGACGACACGCGCAAGGCGUUCCGCGCCAUGGUGCAGGCGGAGGAGAAGAAGCGGGCGGCGAAGGAGGCGGUCGAGAAGGCCAAGACGGCCAUCCAGGUCGACGACGUGGUGCAGAUCCGCCAGCUGUCCAAGAAGAACGCCACGGACGGCGUCGACGAGCUCAACCACGACCUGGAGCGGGCGACGGGCGCCGAGGGCACGGCCGAGGACCUCAGCUCCAAGCUGAAUCGGGUGGUGCAGCUGACGGGUUUCUCGGACCCCGUCUACGCCGAGGCCUACGUCACCGUGCACCAGUUCGACAUUGUGCUCGACGUGCUGCUGGUCAACCAGACGACCGAGACGCUGCAGAACCUGUCGGUGGAGUUUGCUACGCUGGGCGACCUCAAGGUGGUGGAGCGGCCGACGACGCAGAACCUGGGCCCGCACGACUUCCACAACGUGCAGUGCACCAUUAAAGUGUCCUCGACCGACACGGGCGUCAUCUUCGGGAAUGUGGUGUACGACGGCGCGCACUCGACCGACACCACCGUCGUCAUUCUGAAUGACGUCCACGUCGACAUUAUGGACUACAUCCAGCCGGCGACGUGCACGGAGACGCAGUUCCGCACCAUGUGGACCGAGUUUGAGUGGGAGAACAAGGUCAACAUCAACUCCAAGGCCAGGUCGCUGCGGGAGUUCCUGGAGCAGCUCAUGGCCGCCACCAACAUGAACUGCUUGACGCCGGAAGCGAGCAUGAAGGGGGACUGUCAGUUCUUGAGCGCCAACCUCUAUGCCCGGAGCGUGUUUGGCGAGGACGCACUCGCGAAUCUGAGCAUCGAAAAGGAGGGCGAAGACGGCCCCAUCACCGGCUUCGUGAGAAUAAGGAGCCGCUCCCAGGGUCUGGCGCUCAGCCUCGGGUCUCUCAAGGGUAUCAACAAGAUCGGCGUCUCGGCGUAGAAGGAGGUAUCAUCGCCGUUGGGGAGGAGGAUCUUGGCCAGAUGACAACCACAACGCCCGUUCUUCCUUUUUCUUCUUCUUUCUUCUUUCUUCCUUUUGUUACUCCUUGCAGUAUGUUAGUACGCUUAAUGAAUAUGUCCUGCAACAAAAGUAUACGGGAGAGGGGAAGGCGUCGCGUGGCCUUUUUCGGAAGAAGCGGUAUGGUAGCCUGCGGACGAUCUUCCGGUGAGAAGCAAGAUGGAUCUUGGCGAAGAAAAAGAAAAAUGGCGAGACGAGUAGCAUGGCAUGGGGCAACGUGAAGGGUGCUGAUGAGGAUGAUCCGUUUGGCAG
Messenger RNA from Sodiomyces alkalinus F11, 3550 nucleotides. Its product is annotated as Coatomer, beta subunit. Gene Ontology annotation, biological process: intra-Golgi vesicle-mediated transport; endoplasmic reticulum to Golgi vesicle-mediated transport; intracellular protein transport. The record is from RefSeq and is a predicted model, not a curated record. NCBI's taxonomy places the organism in Eukaryota, Fungi, Ascomycota, Sordariomycetes, Glomerellales, Plectosphaerellaceae. Gene Ontology annotation, molecular function: structural molecule activity. Gene Ontology annotation, cellular component: cytoplasm; COPI vesicle coat. The coding region runs from base 347 to 3220 and encodes 957 amino acids. The transcript has 4 exons.